Molecule: messenger RNA, 3915 nt
Organism: Penicillium soppii
Lineage: Eukaryota; Fungi; Ascomycota; Eurotiomycetes; Eurotiales; Aspergillaceae
Product: DEAD/DEAH box helicase
Exons: 2
Coding region: 1-3915 (1304 amino acids)
Molecular function (GO): ATP binding; ATP-dependent chromatin remodeler activity
Source: RefSeq, a predicted model, not a curated record
AUGGCAUCUCAUCCUGCGAUGCUUCUGGACCCCAAAGGCGCCAAAAGACAAGCCCAAAGCAACGGUAAUCAUCACGAGUCCUUUUCCCCAGCGCAUCAUCUUCUCCUUAUGGAUUCUCCCAAUAUUCCCAAUGAAGCACUCAAGAACCCAUCUGAGUUUCUCACUCAUCUUUCUGAUCUUGCUCCGCCUGAUUCAACCGGACUUCUUUCCCCAGGACUCCCUUCCCUUGGUAUAUCCUCAGGUCUUUCUGCUCAUAUGUCUUCUCCUGUUCACUUCUCACCCCCUUCAAUUGAUACGUCAUUCAUGCCCGAAGAAGCCCCGGCGGAGGCCGAGCUUUCUGAAUCUACCAUUUCUCAGCUUGACUCGCAGGUCAUGUCUACAGAAGUCCUCCCCCCAGUCGAGAAUGAUAUCCCCAUUUAUCCCCGGAUGAACCCAGAAGUCAUGUCCGCAAAGCUUCUUGCUUCUGUUGAUCCUCCAGUCAAUUCUACAGAGCCCUCUGGUCCUGCCGUGCCCUUUGUUGAUUCUGCUGCGCAUAUCGAUACUUUGGCCAUGGCUACGAAGAGACCUGGCCCGUUUUUGCACUCAUCUUCUGAUCCGUCUUCCCCUAUUGCUUCACCUACAUUUGUCCCCAUGUCUAAAGACGAACCGGAGUCCCUGGGCUUACUUAUGGAAGGCACAGGAAACCAAAAUGGAAAUCGCUCAAUCCCUGUCUCUCCCAUGGCACCUGCAGGCACUGCAACUGUUUCACGCUUUCGCGAACCAACUUCUCGCAUGUCGGCUGCAGUCAAUUCCGGAAACUCGACUCCGGCCCCACAGCCAUCACCCAGCAUGAUCGUCCAAUUCACUACGACCCAAGACGAAGACGCCAACGAAAGCGACGCAAAACGCAGUUACCACGAAAUAAGUGAUGAAGAAGACAGCUUCGACCGGCGCAAUCUGAUUUCAAAUGUCUACGGCGUGGAGGACCGCAAGAGACAACCCGUGAAGAGGAUCAAGACAGCGAGCGAGCAAGCCAGUGGGGCUAACACACCAGUCUCAAUCUCGGGCGAUAGCGGCCUUGGGAAGUGGAUGAAAGAAGGAGAAGGCAAAAAGACUCCAGUGUCCACAGUAUUUGACGUGGUUGAUUUGACGGCAGAGCUUGCCAGCACACCCAAAAAUGACGAUGAUGACGACGAGAUUCAAUGCACAGGAUCAACGGACCUCAGCACUCAACGUGUCUGCUAUGGCAAACUUGAUGGUGCCAUGAUUCUCACCCAUACAGUCCCCAAACCCGCCGACACAUCAUUCAUCGGCGACGAGAACGCUUGGCCGUCAAUCAGAGUAGAACUGCAGCGACCGCAACGUGUGGCAAAAAGUGACACACAGAUUGAGGUGAUUGACCCUCACGGCCGUAUAUUUGGCAAAAUCGACCCCAAGACGGCCCAGGGGCUGGCUCCGCUACUUGACGACACUGCAAGAACGACAGUUGAUGUCACUGCCCGAAUGAACACUCGGAAAAAAUUACCUAAUGAAGUUGUCUGGGAACGUUCAUCAACCAUCUGUCAUGUAACAAUCAAUGUUUACGGUCAACGACAGAAAGCAGAACCCAUCGGGAAGUUCCUCGCCCACCGUAAUGUCUGGCUAGGAACUCCAAACUCUGUUGAAAAUGGGACUCCAACAUUCAAUCCCCACGCAGAGCUGCGGCGCCAACAAGUCGCUGCUGCUGCUGCUAGUUCCAGCCGUGAGCGCACAGGUCCAACCAUCAGGUACGAAUCUCGGACUGCUGAAGAGGUGAAUGAUGCGGUCACGAAGAUGUUCGACCAGCUCAUCAAAGCGGACAUUCCACUUAUGGAGCCGACUUCUGACGUAUUGACCCCACUGCUUCCCCAUCAGAAGCAGGCCCUUUGGUUCAUGACAGACAAGGAACAGCCGCGCAAAUUUGGCCCUAGGGAGGAGGAUAACAACUCGUUGUGGCGAGAGGUCACUCGACCCGAUGGACGCAAACAAUACAAGGAGAUAAUUAGUGGGAUUGUGAUGGAUCACAAGCCCAAGGAGGCGCUAGGUGGUCUGUUGGCUGACAUGAUGGGCUUGGGAAAGACGUUGAGCAUUCUUUCGCUGAUCACAUCGUCGCUUGAUCAAGCCGAAGACUGGACUGAGAUGGCUCCUAGUCCAGAGCUUGUUCGCGAGUUUCCAGGAAUUCGCAACACAAAGGCGACCCUUCUAGUUGCCCCGCUCAGUGCAGUGAGUAAUUGGACUGCACAGGUCAAGGACCAUUUGAAGAAGCGUGCACUCACUGUGUGUGUCUUCCACGGCCCAUCACGGAUCACAGAUCUGGACGAGCUUGCAGGUCAUGACCUCAUAAUCACCACUUACAGCACGAUUCACAGCGAGAUUUUGGGACGAGGCGCCAAAACUCGGGUCAGUCCCUUGAGCAAAAUGAAUUUUUUCCGCAUUGUUCUGGAUGAAGCGCACACCAUUCGUGAAAGGAAUGCAGCUCAAACUCGAGCUAUCAUCGGCCUCAAUGCUAAUCGUCGCUGGUCGGUUACUGGAACGCCGAUUCAAAACCGCAUGGAUGACCUCUACUCCGUCACCAAUUUCUUGCAGAUUUACCCUUACAAUGAAAGAGCGUGGUUCAGUCAGCACAUUGCCGGUCCAGUCAAGAGUGGCAACCCUUCACUCACCAACCUUCGUGUGAUUGUUGACUCGUUCACCCUGCGUCGGGUGAAAGACAAAAUCAAUUUGCCACCUCGAGAAGAUAACAUAGUCACCUUGAAGUUCACAGAAAAAGAGCAGCAAUUACAUGACUUUUUCAGGAACGAAUCGCAAGUUAUGAUGGACGUGAUUGCCGGCACUGACAAGACCAAAUUGGGUGGCCGCAUGUAUCAUCACGUUCUGAAGGCGAUGAUGAUUCUUCGUCAAGUUAGCGCCCACGGAAAAGAAUUGUUAGACACCUCAGACCGAGAAAGAGCCAAGGGAUUUUCUGCAAACGAUGCAAUUGACUUGGAGGAAGACACUUCGGACGAAACCUCCUCAGCUCAAGACAAACGGGCAUAUGAAAUGUUCCAGCUUAUGCAGCAAGCCUCCCGAACUCGAUGUGGGUAUUGCAACGGAGCUCUCGUUGAAGCAGUCAACUCAGCGGGGGAGGUCAUGAGAAAUGAACCCAUGGCCUUCUUUCUGCCAUGUUGGGAUAUCUUCUGUCCUAGCUGCUUUUCAGGCUGGAAGCCGGCGUUUAAUUCUGGCACUCAAAGCGAGCUCCGAUGCCCGUGUUGCGAUGGCUGGAUUGCCAUGAAUUAUACUUCCAUCACGCCUGCUGGCCUUCAAGCUCACGAGGAGCAACAGACCCUCGAGCGAAAAAUUGGGAAACAAUUUGGGGAAUACGAAGGGCCGCACACUAAGACUAUCGCCCUGGUCAAUUAUCUCAAGGACAGUGUUGAAGACAGCAAGGAGCUGGUAGGCCAGCGUCCCAUUAAAAGUGUUGUUUUCUCUGCCUGGACCUCACACCUGGAUCUCAUCGAAAUUGCCCUGACAAACAACAAUCUUGGCAAGUUUGCCCGACUCGAUGGAACCAUGACCCUUGCGGCGCGCACCAGGGCGCUCGAGAAAUUUGCCACAGAUAACUCCACCACCAUCCUGCUGGCAACCAUCGGUGCCGGUGGUGUGGGCCUGAAUUUGACUUCUGCGUCACGGGUCUUCAUCAUGGAACCACAGUACAACCCAGCUGCUGUGGCCCAGGCAGUUGACCGUGUUCACCGUCUCGGUCAAACUCGUCCCGUUCAGACCUUCCAAUUGGUCAUGAAAAACAGCAUCGAGGAGAAGAUCAUGGAUCUCGCUAAGAAAAAGCAGCUGGAGGCGGAUAUGACUAUGAACCGCCCGAAAAUGGGCAAGCGGGAAGUCCAGGAAGCUCGCAUGCGCGAGUACCGAACUCUGUUCAAGUGA